ACUCCAACUCCCGUGAUGCUUAGCGGCGCAACCGGAAAAUACGGCAUCACGCUGCUGGCCCGCUCAGCUGUCAGACUUUGGCCACCCUAAAAAGUGCAGCUUCUUUUUUUUUUUUUUUUUCCUUUUUUUUUUUUUUUUUUUGUUAGCAAACUUACUCGAAGUGUGCAGACCGCGGCUGCCUUCAAUCGGAACCGUGCAUCUGGUUGCCAAUCGCCCGCUAAGCGUUCGCCUUAGCAGCCGGAGGCGUUCGGAGCGCGCGAAGACGACAUAUUUUAUUACAUUUUUUUUUUUUUUGCCUUCAUUGCUGCUGCUAUUUUUUUUUCCCCCUCUUGCACGAGCAGCCUGCGAUCCUGAGCGGGCGUACGGGUUCGAUGCGGGGAGGGAGGGAGUAGAAAAAGGCAAAAAGUCUUUGUGCUUCCCUUCCCCCUCAUCAAAGCAAAGGGGAAAUGUCUCUGUCCAAAGGAGGGAAGAAGAAGAACCCCGGGCUGAAGCUGGCCAAAGAAGUCUUCGCGCAGCCGCCACCAGCAGUAGCAGCGCCCCCUCGAGAUCUCGACUCUAAAGCGUGCGUCACAAUCGGAGACCAGAACUUUGUGGUGAAGGCGGAUGACUUGGAGCAGAUUGCCGAGCUGGGCCGGGGAGCGUACGGCGUCGUGUACAAGAUGAGACACGUGCCCAGCGGCGUGAUCAUGGCGGUCAAGAGGAUUCGAGCCACCGUCAACACGCUGGAGCAGAAGCGGCUCCUGAUGGACUUGGACAUCUCCAUGCGCACGGUGGACUGCUUCUUCACCGUCACCUUCUACGGCGCCCUCUUCAGAGAGGGCGACGUUUGGAUCUGCAUGGAGCUGAUGGACACUUCCUUGGAUAAAUUCUACAAGAAGGUCAUUGAGAAAGGCAAGACCAUACCCGAGGACAUCCUGGGCAAGAUCACCGUAGCUAUUGUCAAAGCAUUAGAGCACCUGCACAGCAACCUGUCAGUCAUCCACAGAGAUGUGAAGCCCUCCAACGUUCUCAUCAACACUCAGGGCCAAGUGAAAAUGUGCGACUUCGGCAUCAGCGGCCACCUGGUGGACUCCGUGGCCAAGACCAUGGACGCCGGCUGCAAGCCGUACAUGGCGCCCGAGCGCAUUAACCCGGACCUCAACCAGAAAGGUUACAGCGUCAAGUCGGACAUUUGGAGUCUCGGGAUCACAAUGAUCGAGUUGGCCAUCCUGAAGUUCCCCUACGACUCGUGGGGAACGCCCUUCCAGCAGCUCAAGCAAGUGGUGGACGAGCCGUCUCCCCAGCUGCCGGCGGACCGCUUCUCGCCGGACUUCGUCGACUUCAUCUCGCAGUGUUUAAGAAAGAAGCCCAAUGAGAGACCAGCUUAUACAGAAUUAAUGAAACAUCCGUUCUUCACCGUGCAUGACUCCAAAGAGACGGACGUGGCCACGUUCGUCGAGGUCAUCCUGGACGACUGAUGGCCGGGGGCCCUCUGAGUCUCGAGGAGGCGCCGCCUCUCUGUCAACGCUCCGAUGGUCUACCCCCCCCCCCUUUUUUUUUUUUUUUUUUUUUUUUAAAACAAGAAAAUGUCGAAAUACAAACCCGCCCCAGCUACUGGAAUGACAGACACUCACCUGACGACUGACGGACGGCAGCACUGGAGCAGGAGGGCGCUUCAUAAAGCAACUGGAGAGGUUUGACUCAAAUGAAUAUGAACUUUUUGUGUGUGUGUGUGUUUGUCGCCCAUUUACAGAGCCAGCCAUUUGUCUUUGACUUGAUUUCCAAUCGUUUUCGACAUUUUUGUCUUUUAUCCGAAGCUCUAUUUACAUCAUUUGCAUCUCUUCAUACUGUAUAAUGUCGACGCGUGCGUGUGUGUGACCUGCUCGGAUCGCCUCGGCGCCCCAAAGGUGACAAAACGAGGAGCGAUAUCUCGGCGGCGCCGUCCGAGCCCGCCCCGGCCGGACUCGGGUCCUCCGCUGUUGCUAUGGAUACCACCUGGAAGUAUUCCAGGGUCACAAUCUGGCUCACAUCUGUGUGCCAGCAAAUUGUCUCUACAUACUAUUGUUGUAUGUUUUUAAAAUAUUUUGACCUGCAUUAUAAUUUUAUUUUUUGAGGGUUGCAUUUAAAGAGAGAGAAUCUUUUUGGCUUAUUUUUUUCCUCAAGUGUGGAGUCUCUUCCAUGUGGGGCACUGAGGAUGUGUGACAAUAACGAAGCCAGACUGAGGGAGGCCCACUCAUAACUGCUGACAUCAUCUGUCUGACAUUAUGCGCUGUCAUUCCCGUCUCCUAAUUUGCUCUCAGUGCUUCUUUUUCAGGUCUCAAUUCAUCUCUGUGCUUCUUUUCCUUGUCAGUUCUUCACGCGUUGACUGUGCGCUUUAUAUCGUGUCUAGUGUUUCACAAAGCAUGAGAGGGGAAUUAAAAACACAGUGAAAGGCAGCCGUGUGCUUUGCAAAAUCCUGAAAAAGAAGCGCAAAUUCUGGUGUCUUGUGGCCUGUCGUCACAUGCUUCACAAAAUGCCUUUUGUGCACUAAAUCCUGGGGAAAAAAACAACGGGGAUUGAUCGUGACAGUCGUGGGCUACAUAUGAAAACCUGAAAAACAAUCCCAAUGUGGAGUUUGCAUGUUCUCUCCGUGCCCGCGUGGCUUUUCUCCGGGCAUUCCGGUUUCCUCCCACAUCCCAAAAACACUCUAAAUUGGCCUGUCGGUGUGAUUGUGAGUCCGGCGGUUUGUCUCCUAUGUGCCCUGCGAUUGGCCGGCAACCAGUCCAGGAUGCACCCCGCCUUCUGCUCGUUGACGGCUGGGACAGGCUCCAGCACUCCCUCGACCCUCGUGGGGAUAAGCGGCUAAAACUAUGGAUGGAUGGAUGUGUUAUGUGAAAGCCUGAAAAUGAAGCCCGUGAUAAUAAAGUGUGACAGAUGUGUGCUGCUCACAAACUUGAAGGAGAAGCCCAACGAUCUUAUCAGCAGUGUACUAAUGUGAAAGCCAGAAAAAAAAAAGCUUGACAGCGAUGUGCGAAACGGAAGCCUGGAAAAAGAAGCACAGCGAUUCAUCGUGCACAGCUGUGUGUGACAUAAAAAGCCUGAAGAAAAAAAAAAAAAAAAAAGCAUCUCGUCAAAGAAACUGCCGCGCACCGUCGUGGCUAAAGCGGUCCGCCAAUUUGCACCGUUUCAGUUUUGUUUCUUUAUUGUCACACAACCGUUUGCGUUUCUUUUCCUAGAGAUAAUAUUAUGCCUUACACACACACACACAUUAUGGUAGGGGGAAUAAUUUAUAUGUUGAAGAUGUAAAUACUGUCUCCUCUUUUUUUUUUUUAAAUGUAACACUGUUGGUGAACCUGACAGUGCAACAGAGUGGCAGAGUGUUUGGUAGUAGUAGUAGUUUUAAUGCAGUGAGACACGAGCAUACAGUACACACACACACACACACUCAUAUAUAUUCUCGCUGGGCCAGCCGACUGGCCUAUUUUGGAUGUGCUGCUCAGGUUUCUGCGCUCUUUCCUUGAGAGCUCGGCCCGCGUCUAUGCAGAGUCACGCAUCAGGAGGGCCGCGUGGUCCCCACCCACUCCCACUCCCACAAGUGUUCAUCGGCUCACCAUGUCAGUAGUGUUGCCCCGGAUUACACUGUCGUGCCACCUCUAUCAAAAUAUUGCGAAAGAAAGUCCGUGUAUUUAUAACAAUAAGGGAAAGUUGGCAACACCACAAACAAGCUGCUGUUUAUUUCCCCUCCUCUAAAAAAAAAAAAAAAAAAAGAAAAAUGGAGUUUUUGGACGGCCCUUCCCUUGAUGUGUCAAAGUGACGAUUUUUUUUUUUUUUUUACACGGAUCACAACGAGAAUGGAACACUUGCUCUACCUCUUACUUCUUCACUCUAUUUUGCCACCUCUUCAUUUGGUGGGACUGACAAACUUGAACUGUGGAAAGACAAAAAAACAACUAAAUAAAGGCUUUAUUGUUCAGGAUG
Syngnathoides biaculeatus (alligator pipefish) is the source of this 3936-nucleotide messenger RNA. RefSeq names its product mitogen-activated protein kinase kinase 6 (gene map2k6). The coding region runs from base 447 to 1457 and encodes 336 amino acids. Gene Ontology annotation, biological process: protein phosphorylation; MAPK cascade. The transcript has 12 exons. Gene Ontology annotation, molecular function: ATP binding; MAP kinase kinase activity. The record is from RefSeq and is a predicted model, not a curated record. NCBI's taxonomy places the organism in Eukaryota, Metazoa, Chordata, Actinopteri, Syngnathiformes, Syngnathidae.